Messenger RNA from Funneliformis caledonium, 978 nucleotides. The record is from the annotation of a GenBank genome assembly. NCBI's taxonomy places the organism in Eukaryota, Fungi, Glomeromycota, Glomeromycetes, Glomerales, Glomeraceae.
AUGCCGAAUGAAAAGUGUUGGGAAAGAUGCGAAGAAAAUUGCGUCGUUGCAGUUAAAGUUUUAAAUAAAUCUAAAAGGAUUAAAUUGGAUUUGUUGAACCAGAUCUUCUCUGGUCAAAAAUAUUACGUUACGGGGUUGAUUCGACAUUACGGAAUAACGCAAGAUUCAACGACUGAAGAUUACGCAAUAAUAAGUCAAUACGCGGAUAUAAACGUUCAGACGUAUUUGAAUGAAAGUAAACUACAAGCACAUUCGCUAUGGUUGGAAAAGUUGGAAAUAUUAAUGGACAUUUCAUCAACGUUAAUGCAACUUCAUAAUGAGGGAUUGCUUCAUGAAAAUCUACAUACAAAUAAUAUAUUACGUAGCGCGGAUUAUAAAACGUACUUGAGUGAUUUAGGAUUGACCUAUCCCCCAAACAAGUUAAAUCCAAAGAUUAUAACGAAAAUCUUGGAGAAACCUCCUUUUAAAAUCGAAAAACCAGAAUUAUUUACAAAUGCUCGAUUACCUUACCCGUUAGAAUUAUUAAUUAGCGAAUGCUGGGAUCAUAAUCCAAGCAAUCGCCCUAAUAUUAAAUAUAUCCAUAAAAAAUUAAAUGAAUGGUGGAUGAGUUCUUGGAAUAACUCCAUGGAUAACAUUUUAAAUCCUUUUAUAAAUCCUAAUCGACCUAGAUUUAAUUCUGCAAAAAAAUUUGACCCGAUUUAUAUAUAUGGCGUCCUGAAAAUUCCAAAUAAUGAUAAGGUUCACUUUAUGUCCGAACAAUGUGACCGAUUUAAUUUUAAAUAUCAAGAAAUUGUCGAAUCAACAAACAAACGAACGAAAAUCUCACCAUUACAACCAACAAAAAUGUUGACAAAACCGUCUUCAAAUGGUUCUGAUAUAAUGGAAUUAUUUAUAAAUGAACUCGAAUUAAAAAAUUUAAAUUUGAAUAAUUAUAAUUAUUGUCUGCAUCAUUUCAAAGGUAAGCAAAAGCAUGGUUAA